Cyphellophora attinorum is the source of this 1155-nucleotide messenger RNA. RefSeq names its product putative 2-oxoglutarate-dependent dioxygenase. Gene Ontology annotation, molecular function: dioxygenase activity. The record is from RefSeq and is a predicted model, not a curated record. NCBI's taxonomy places the organism in Eukaryota, Fungi, Ascomycota, Eurotiomycetes, Chaetothyriales, Cyphellophoraceae. The transcript has 5 exons. Bases 1 to 1155 code for a protein of 384 amino acids.
AUGACAGAAGUUCUCAGCAGCACGUCCGCUAUACCGCCGUCAGGCUAUGAGGACAGUAGCAAGUAUGUCUACUUCCACUCCGGGACGGAAGCAACAUACCGCAAAGUAGCGGACAAUCCUACGGGCUUCACCUCCAUCCCUACCAUUGACAUUGCCAACAUCGAUGGCAACCUGGAGCAGCGUGAAGCAAUUGCGAAGAAGAUACACGACGCCUGUUCAUCAUGUGGUUUCUUCUACAUCAAGAACACCGGGAUUCCUGAAUCAGCAAUGUCGGAUGUCUUUGCUUUAUUGAAACGGUUCUUCGCCCUCGACCUCGAAACCAAAAUGGACGCACACUCGCAGAAGAACCCGGCAAUUCGCGGCUAUGAGCCAAUGGGCGAGACCAAGCUUGAUCCACGGACCAAGGGAGAUGUAAAAGAGGCCUUUACGAUGGGUGACUGCUUCAUAGAUGCUGAGCAACGCUACACCGAGAAGACAGGCAAACAGCCGCCAUACGGUGUCACACAAUCGCAAAACAUCUGGCCGGAGAAAGCACCUUGGUGGAGAGAGGGCGUGUACCAGUAUUACAAUUUGGUCUUCCCAUUGGCGAUGAAGCUCGUCAAAAUCCUGGCACUGGCAUUCGACCAGGAAGAGACUGCAUUCGAUUCGAUGUUCAAGUUCCCGAUAACCGGCAUGCGGCCGCUGUACUACCCACCAACUCCCGUAGAUGAAGACGCCAACAGCGUCGGCUUAGGCGCACAUUCAGACUUCUCCUGGCUCACGCUGGUGUUACAGGACAAUGUGACAGCGCUCGAAGUGCUGAACCAAGACGGUCUGUGGGUUGAUGCGCCACCGCAGCCAGGCACAUUUGUAUGCAACGUCGGCCAGUAUUUGGAGCGGCAGAGCAAUGGCAUCUUCCCAGCAACAGUGCAUCGAGUGCGGAAUAAGACCGGCCAGGCGCGAUACUCGUUGCCGUUCUUCUUGACGCCUGAUCUCGACGCCACAGUCGAUGUUCUGGACUGCUGUAUAGGUGAUGAGGGCAAGAAGUACGAGGCUGUGGAUGUAGGAGACCUGUACAUUCGACGAGUGCUACCCGCAAGGAAGAAGCAUCCGACGGCGAUCAGGUAUCAGGAUGUGCCGGAGAGCGAGUGGAAGUAUCAGAUGCUACUGUCGUAG